UAUGUAUAUGUAUAUAUAUAUAAUAAAAUAUAUGAAAAUUAUAAUAAAAAAUAAAAAAUAACUAUAUAUAUAAUGUUAUAACGCAUAAUCAUAAUGCAAAUUUAAUCGUCAGAUAAUAACCUACACAAGGUUUUUACUCUCUAUUCGUUCUAUUGAAUACAUUAUAUAUUUUUUAUUAAUAUCUUAUAAUAUCAAUCACUGAUAUCAAAUAAUCACGUUAUUGAAUCAAAGGUGGACAAAUAUUUAUAGGGUAUUUGUAUUCUCACACUUUUGCAUUUAAUUUCAAGUGAUUAGUGAUGGAGGGAAAACAAAAAUAUGAAGAACUUAAAUUAUCUGUACCAUGGGGACAUAUUGCUGCUAAAGCAUGGGGUCUAUCAACUGAUAAAAGAAUUCUAGCAGUACAUGGAAUUUCAGAUAAUGCUGGUACAUUUAACAGAAUUAUUAACUAUCUACCAGAAAAUUGUUAUAUUGUAUGUAUAGAUUUACCUGGACAUGGAUUUUCAUCACACUUUAGUUCAGGAAUACCACUUAAUUAUUUUAGUUAUGUGCUUUCUAUAUAUUAUGUAUUAAAUGUAUUACAAUGGGAUACUUGUAUUUAUAUGGGUCAUAGUUUUGGUGGUCACCUUGGUGUAAUGUUUUCUAUUCUCUAUCCCAAAAGAAUUGAAAAAUUAAUAUUAUUGGAUUCUUUAAUAUCACCUCCAAUAUUAAAUAAAGAUCUUGUCUUUCGCUUACGAGAAGUUUGUGAUAUCACUAUUAAAGCUAAUAUAGAUAAAACUCCUCGAUUAUAUACAGAAGAGGAAAUAUUAUACGCUUUAAGAUGUAGAAGAAUUUCAGCUUUAAAUUCAGAAGCUGCAAAAGCAUUGUUUGAGAGAGCUGUAACAAAAGUUAAUGAUCUAUAUAAAUAUAACCGUGAUAUUAGAUUAAAAACAUUUAUAGUACCUUUCUUUAAUGUAGAUCAAUUAUUAACAUGUCUUAAAGAAUUUUCAAUUCCCUGUAUACUUAUUUUAUCAAAUUCUGAAAUAGAUUCAUAUGCAAAUAUUAUAUCACAUAUGUUAGAACAAAUGGCAGGCAAUUGGAAUAAUACUGUUUUUGUUACUUAUGUAAAUGGGAAUCAUGAUGUCCAUAAUAAUUAUCCAGAAAGAGUAGCACCAUAUAUAUGUAAGUUCUUGGAUAGUAAUAUUAAAAGCAAGCUUUAACAGAUAAAUGUUAAGAACUGAAAUUGUACUUAUGGAAAGCUGAACGAUAUAUUUGAUACUUAAUGGUGAUAGGGCAUUGGAUAAAUGCAACUUUAUAUACAUUAUUUUUAAAAUAUUAUAUCAAAAAAUGAAUUUGGUAGGGUGCCUUAUGAAUAUUAUAUGUAUUAUAUAUAUAAUUAAUUGUUUCACAAACUUUUGUUUGAAAUCCUUUUACUUGUAAUUUAUAUUCACAUAACAAAUAUUUUAUUAUAUAUUGGUUUAUUUAUUAAAUUAUUAUAUAUAAAUAUU
Molecule: messenger RNA, 1484 nt
Organism: Vespula vulgaris
Lineage: Eukaryota; Metazoa; Arthropoda; Insecta; Hymenoptera; Vespidae
Product: serine hydrolase-like protein
Exons: 2
Coding region: 297-1196 (299 amino acids)
Source: RefSeq, a predicted model, not a curated record